AUGAGUGCCGCGCGCAGAAUCCCCAACGAGCGAAGCGCGACGCGCCGAGCUCAGUCGUCCCCCUACGGGCGAGCCCCCCAGCAGAAGCAGAAACAGUCUGGCAUACGAUCACUGUUUGGAGGCAUUAUGAACUUCUGGAACUCUCUCGGAUUCAACACGCAAGAGCUGGACGAAGAGGAACAGCAGUUCGCCGAAGAAGAACUUCCGCGAAGGCCCACGGCUGCCGACAAUCUCGCAAGACGCGGUCAUGAACUGUUUGACAGUGGUUCUACCACCGACCCGCGAAGUGGGGCGUAUAUUCCGCCAGAACACAGAGCUAUAAGACGUCCCCCGGGGUCUUACAGAAACGCUAUAGUGGUCUCAUCAGAACCCUCAACGCCCAGUCCCACUAUGGAGCCAGCAAAGGAGCCCAAAACCAUGGAGGACAUUAUCAAGGAAUUCUACGCCCAGAGAGGGGUAGUGGCGCCUAUUGAUGCGGGAGAAUUCAUUGGUCUGCGUACAUUCAUUGAGCAAAGCAUCAAAGGUACUGACUAUUGCCCCUUUCCCAUGCUUCUGCCGUGUGACCCUGCGACCGUCUCUGAUACACAUCCAUCACCAACCUUUCCAGAGGGCGACAACCGCUCGUCCAUUCGCAUUCCGCCCCCGGAGGUGCCCCCACGCAAGGAUCGAUCACCCAGCGCACCACAUUUUACCAUGGGCUCCGCAACUACGCCUGGACCCUCCAGGACAUCGGCUACAUCAUCGGGGACUUCGGGUCAGAAGCGCCUGACGCAGAACCUGAACGGUCAAUAUACAUGGAAAGGCCUCGGCAGCACUCGUGGCAAGAAGAAUCGACACCAGAGUUCCGCGUUCGGCCCUUCCAAUAACGCUCACGGGCCAAGGCUCUCCAUCUCUCCACCAUCGGCCCCGCCGUUGGGCAGCAAACGAAGAAGAUUGGCGACGAAUAUAGGGUCAUCUUCGAGGGUCCGACUCUCGUCGUCGGGCUCGUCUGCGAGCACCAGUACCGCGGCCGUGGCAUCUUCUUUGGUCACCCCUUCUUCAAGCGUUCUAUCAUCUUCCACUUCUGCAGCUUCUACUUCAAGUAUCGCUUCCUCGGCACCCUCAAGCAGCGCCACUAAGCCUCGUGCCCCUUCUCUCGCUCCUCCCGCACACAUUACGCCUCCUGUGUACCGAAUCGGCAUCUCCCCCAAUAAACCCACAACCCCUGUCAAUCCGUCCCCACUGCGUAACUCAUGGAAUAGUACCGACUCUCCUCCAUCGCCUCGUCGCCCUGCUACCAACAUAUCCCGCAACCAUGCACCCAAUCCAAAUCCUAGCAGCUCGAAUAGCAGCAAUCCGAUGGAGAAGUCGUACUCGGCUGAAAUGAUGAAAGACGCUAUCAAGGAUGCGACGGAGAAGGUCCAGCCCACUAAAGAGGAUACGAUUAAUCCUUGGGAGCAACCGGAGGCGAAAUACAAAGUGCCCAAGGUUCCUAAGAAAAAAGGGUUGAAGACGAAGGCAUUGGCGGAGAGGCUCAAGAAGAAGACCGAAGCUGCCAUAGAGGCCGAGAAGGAGAAAGAAAGACAGAAAGAACUGGAGGAGAUGAGCAUUCAAAGGAUCAUUGAAGCCACUGUGCCUAAGGGCGCUAAACGGGCUCGUCCACCACCCGGCUUUGUAUCGAAGAAACCCUCGACCAGCUCUUCCUCGACUAGCUCUUCCAGGAUCCAUGGAAUUUACGGCGAUUCCGCCCCCCGGCGUCAGCAGCCCACUCGUACCAACGGCAUCACCAGCACUUCUUUCUUCGGUGGCUCCUCUACAACGACCGCUACCAUCACCGCUCCAGUCAUCGAAGAAGACGAUUUAGCGGGCGAUUGGGAGCUUGAACCGCCCUCACCGAAGAAGCAGAAGACUCAGCCCAAGCGCGAUCCUACUCCUUCCAACUCAAAUGUUUCCGUCGAAGAGAUCGAGGAUGUCGAGAUGAUGGGCAGCACCCCCAUUGUCACGAAGCCUUCCGAAGUCGUUGAGCCAUCAGGAUCGGGCCCCUCUGUAUUGGGGCCUGCCUUCACUAUGCAACCGAAGACGGGCAAAGGCGCGACGCCUGGUUUGGGAGGAAUCAAGAGCUCUGCACCCAAGGAGCCCUCGAAGUUGAGAUUUUCCUUGAACGCAGCAGACCAAGACGAGAGUCCCUCCGCUAGUCCAUCCCAAGCUACCGCUGCACUCGCAGCCAAUGGAUCAUCCGCGUCGUCUUCGUCGUCCUCGUUCACAUUCGGACCACAGCUGGGAGCAGCCCCACCAAAGCCUUCGCCCACAUUCGGUUCGGCCCUCUCCCCUAUUCCCGAGGUCCCCUCAGCGCCUGCCUCUGCCGUUACCACCCCUGCGUUCGGAACCGCACCACUUCCGUCUUUCGGGUUCGACAUCCCCCCUACCACCAAGGACUCGUCCGAUUCGAUGAAGGCAGCCAAAGCCCUCCCUACCACGUCGUUGCCCACCUUCGCUUUCUUCGCUUUCGCCGUCUCGACGGUGGAUGGUCCCGAUGUCGUGAUGUCCGAAGCGGAUAAUCAGUCUGAGAAGACUUCCGCUCGUGCUAUCGCGCUCGGUGAUUUGCCCUCCUUCGUGUUUGACAUUGAUGUGAAGUCCAAAUCACAGUCAGUUCCUUUUUCUGCUUUCACCUCCAUUACCGCUCCUGUUUCCUCAAAGGGCGGUUUUGAUUAUGGUGCUGCAGGCUUGACGCCGCCUCCGAAGGCCAACAACCAAUGGACUUGUAGCCUCUGCAGCUGCAAGAACGACGAGGCCGCGACGAAAUGCAGUGUCUGUGACGAGAAGAAGCCAGUCGUAGCGCCGAAGGCGGCGGGUGGAUUUGAUUGGGCGGCGGCGGGGAUGAAGGCUCCGGAGAAGAAUGGUGGGCAUUGGACGUGUACGUUGUGUGCGUUGAAGAACGAGGCGAGUGCGACGCAGUGCAGCGUUUGCGAGACGAAGAAGCCUGUGGAGGCACCGACGCCGGCUAGUGGAGGUGGGUUUGAUUGGGCGGCCGCUGGUAUGCAGGCACCGCAGGUGGCUAGUGGGAGUUGGACCUGCUCGUUGUGCGCGUGCAGCAACACUGGCAGCGCGGCGAAGUGCUCGGUCUGUGACGAGAAGAGGCCAUGA
Messenger RNA from Stereum hirsutum FP-91666 SS1, 3123 nucleotides. RefSeq lists its product as uncharacterized. The transcript has 4 exons. Bases 1 to 3123 code for a protein of 1040 amino acids. Lineage: Eukaryota; Fungi; Basidiomycota; Agaricomycetes; Russulales; Stereaceae. The record is from RefSeq and is a predicted model, not a curated record.